AUGGCCGUUGCACAAAGACUACUCAUCACUAUGUCCUACGGAGACAGAAUUCACUGGACGUUGCCUGUUUUCCUUCUGCUGGGUUUUGUGGGAGACUUUGUUUUGUCAUACCCUAUACCCUAUAUACCCUACAGGGCUAAUGGAACAUUACAGGAAAGGACAUGGGAAUCGUUGUUCUCCAGGUCAAUUGGAAUGUCUUCCGACAAAUUGGAUGCAAAGUGGAAGAGCGAUUAUUUGCAGGGAAUUAAGAGGCAACGGAGGCUUUACUGCAACGUCGGAAUUGGGUUUCACCUGCAGGUCCUCCCAGAUGGAAGGAUAAAUGGCGUACACAGUGAAAGUCCAUAUAGUCUCUUAGAAAUUUCAACAGUAGAACGAGGGGUUAUAAGCUUGUUUGGUGUGAAAACAAACCUUUUCGUAGCAAUGAACAGCAAAGGAAGAGUGUACGCUUCGCCAACCUUUCAGGACGAUUGCAAGUUUAAGGAAAUUCUGCUAUCCAACAACUAUAAUGCCUACGAGUCCAAAAUGUAUCAAGGUGCCUAUCUCGGAUUAAGUAAACACGGAAGAAUCAAAAGAGGAACCAAAAUUUCUCCGGCCAUGACAGUCACACAUUUUCUUCCUCGAAUAUGACAUGAAUCAGGCCAAAUGUGUCUUGUAAUUUUGCACAUGUGAAUAAUCUCCCAGGUAAAAUAUUUAUACAGUAGCAGAAUAUAUGUAUAUUUGGAUGGAGAUAUUUCUACCGGAUCACCACACCCCGUACCAAUGUGUAGUCUGCUUACCGGGCUAUAAACACACAAGUUACCGUAAAAGACAAAAGAAAAAAUAAAAUAAAGAUAAAUGUGCUAUAUUUAGUACAGUAAGUUAAUUUAUCCCUGACGGAUAGAGGAUGCUAUUGGGAGCUUUGUGUUCCAAAGGACUUUUUACUAUUUUAUUUUCCGGUAGGAAAAAAAAUACUUUCAGUCUUUUCACCAAGUAUAUUAAAUACUUCCCAGACCUCGAAACUCAGCUUUUGGCACCAGUUGUUUUUUGCAUGUGUAUUAUUAUCUGUAACCUUUUUUUUUUUUUUUUUUUAAAGAAUGAAAUUUUAAAUCUGACAAUGUCUGUACAAAUAAUGUUUGAGAAUAAUGACUAUUUAAGGUAUAUAGCGUUAAUGCUCUUUUUUUUUUUCAUGCUUAAUAGUCAAAAGGGGUGAAAGAUUUUUUUUUUUGUUUGGAAUCUUUGCCUUGGAAUUGUGCACUGUUCGCAAUCGAAAUAGGAGAGUAAAGAAAAAAAAAACUGUCAUGAAGAUUUGGAAUAAUUUAUUUAGAAAAUAUCGAUAUUUAAAAUUUUAAUAUUUAUUAUUUUAAAUCAAAAAAUAAAUAAAAGAAGAAAAAAAUUAAAAUAAAUAAUAAAAAAUAUAUAGUAUAUCUAUAAAUAUUUGUCGAGGAAACCUGGGCAGUACUAGGCAGAUCCAUAGGAAUACUCCUAUUAUUUUUGAUCCAUAGGAAUACUCCAGGCAGAGGUUAAACAUGCUAAUAUGUACUGUGUGGAGCUUUUUCAGGCUCUGCGGGGGCGGUGCACAUGCAUAAUAAGAGAGAAUCCUUCUGUCUGGCACUGCCCCCACUGAACCUGCACAAAGCAUGACACAGUGUACCAAUUUUGUGUUUAUUAAACAUUGAAUCCUUUUCUAGUGUAUUUCUUUUUUUUUAUAGCUGUAAUUUUAUAUACUACAAUUAUUACAUUUUAUGGCAAUUUUGUAAACUGAGCAUAUAAGCCUUUGAAACCACUAAUAUAACCCCCACAGCUCACCAUUGUGGACUACAUAGGAGCCUUAAAGAAGGAAUAUGGUAGCUUGUAAUUUGCGUGUAGGGAAUGUAUGGCAGCUCUGUAUUGAGAUUUGUACUAAUAUGUGUAGUUACUCAUAGAAGUCCUUAAAGAGAGUGUCAUAAAGAUGUGCGGAGACUUAAAGACCAUAUAGGCUCUACUGGAAAUUUUGGGCGAAAAGGAUAUGCAAAGCCUUAAUGAGUUACUCUUAGACAGUGGUGCCCUGAAUAUGAAUGGUUUCUAUAAUAAUCCAAUAGU
This is a messenger RNA of Hyla sarda, 2058 nucleotides long. It is a transcript of the gene FGF6, whose product is annotated as fibroblast growth factor 6. Gene Ontology annotation, biological process: regulation of cell migration; fibroblast growth factor receptor signaling pathway; animal organ morphogenesis. The record is from RefSeq and is a predicted model, not a curated record. NCBI's taxonomy places the organism in Eukaryota, Metazoa, Chordata, Amphibia, Anura, Hylidae. The transcript is spliced from 3 exons. The coding region runs from base 1 to 627 and encodes 208 amino acids. Gene Ontology annotation, cellular component: cytoplasm. Gene Ontology annotation, molecular function: fibroblast growth factor receptor binding; growth factor activity.